ACAUGUUUCCUCCCGUUUUGCUAACGGUACAUUUCAUCACAAUUUCGCAGUUUUCCGCUGGCUAACGCCCUUCGGUGCGACCCUCGCCCGCACACCGUGGCGAUUACGGCCUAGCUGGGGACGCGACCCUCUCUUUGCCCAAUAUCUCUCAUCGUCGUUCUUCCGUUUUCGUGUAGUUAGCUUUGUUAGAACUCCUGAUUUGACAAGAACGUCCCCGAUUCCGCUGCGUUCACUUCGCCUUCCCGGCGAGAGGCGAAAUACGUCUCUGUGGGGUAUGCGGCAGUCUGCGUUGCUAGGUCGGAGCGUGAUAAAUGAAAGCGAUUAGACCUUCCAUGUAUUUUCUCUCGGGCACUUUCUCGUCCCGGGUCUUUUUUCAGUUCCUGGCUGCCACUUACCGUGAAGAGUCGAUGGUCGUGUUGGGGGAACAUUGUCCGUUCUCUUACUCCGACCCAUACCCCUUCCCUCCUGCAGAGUUUAUGCCAUUUUUCCUUCCAAUCGAUGCACAAGUGCUACCAAAGUGACUCUCAUGAUAUCUGUACAGCCUGAGAGAGUUGCCGACCCAUCCUCGAAUCCUUCUCCGGUGGUCGCGAGACUUUUUUAGGUCACUCCCUGUUCCUUACAUCUACCUCUGCAGCCAAGUCUCUCAGACCUCAGCAGAGUCUUGGCGAGAGCACAAAUUGUUUUCCUCUUCCUCUUCUCCCUUGCUUUGGUCCCCUGCACUCGUUCUGUUUCCCUUUCAUCGGCAUAAAACGAACCUCUGUCCGUGUCGCGGAGGCGGAAACGCUUUCGUCUGCAUCGUGGGCAGGCAGUGUGGUUACCCUCUGUAGUGGUCUUCUCACUCUCUCCUGCUGUUUCUUUCCGUUUCUUCACUUGCUCCCGAGUUACGUGUCUCCCUUUCUUUCGCACUUCCCUUCCUCGGCGUCGUGGUCUCCAGCUCUCUCUGUCUCUCCUGUGGAGUUCCCGUUUCCCCUGUGUUCCUUCUGCCGCAUUCGCCUCCCUGCGGCCGCGCUCGGUGUGCCUUCCUUUACCGGUCUGUUUUUCGCGAGACCUGCGCAGCGUGUUUUGCCUCGCAUCCGGGUCUCUCCACGCCCGCGGGCGCGUCUAGUUCCUUUCUUUUUCCCCUUCUCGCUGCCAAGAUGAAGCUGGAUCCGGAGGUGCUGCGUUACAUGACGAAGGAGGAGUUUCGCAUCCUGACGGCGGUCGAGAUGGGUCACAAGAACCACGAGUUCGUCCCCUUUCCUCUCGUCGAGUCGAUUGCGGCCUUGAAGCGGCACUCGAUUCGCGACGUGAUCUCGACGCUGUGCAAGAACAAGUUGCUCUAUCGCUCGAACCAAAAGUACGAAGGCUUCAAGCUCACCUACCUCGGCUACGAUUUUCUCGCUCUGCAUGCACUCGUGAAACGAGGUGCCAUCACUGGAGUUGGAGGACGCAUGGGCGUCGGAAAAGAAAGUGAUAUUCACCUUUGUCGAAACGCAGAUGGCCGCGUUUUCGUUCUCAAGCUUCAUCGCCUGGGACGGAUUUCCUUCCGGUCGAUCAAGAGAAAUAGAGAUUAUCUCCAGCACCGGCAACACGCAAGUUGGCUGUAUCUCGCACGACUCGCGGCGUUGAAAGAAUUCUCUUACUUGAAGACCCUGCAUGCACACAAAUUUCCUGUACCGGAGCCAGUCGAUGUGAAUCGACAUGCCGUGCUCAUGGAGCACAUCGAUGCCAUUCCCUUUCGAGAGGUCCGGGAGCUUGCAAAUCCCCUCAGUGUGCUGGAGAAGCUGAUGCGGCUCAUCGUGCGCCUCCUAAAGGCUGGUCUCAUCCACGGAGACUUCAACGAAUUCAACUUGCUGAUUGAUGACGCAGAGCAUGUUACUGUUAUCGAUCUGCCACAGGUGGUGUCUAUACACCACCCGAAUGCGCGGCUUUACUUUGAACGCGACGUGGAAUGCGUCAGAAGACUCUUUGAGAGAAAAUUCUCGAUCAAGGUCACCUGCGCCCCGAGUUUUGAUGAUGUGCUUCACGACGUUGCCCAAGCGGCGAAAGCUGCGAAGGCAGGUGGAGAGGCCCUUGAGGCCGAGACAGUUUCUCUCGGAGAUGUUUUAAAGAAAGACGAACUUCGCGCGCUCGACGACGCCCUCGAGAUGAUGCGACAGCAGCGAGAUGAACAGCAAAGUGGAGAAGACGAAGAAGAGGGGGACGCAGAGGAGGACGAGGGGGAAGAAGAAGAAGGCGAGGAGGAAGAAGAGGAAGGAAAAAGUGGAGCAUCUGAUGAGGAAGGGGAACUCAAGCACGAAGGCGAAUGCCGCGUGUGUCGGAAAAAGGACACACACAACAGGCUGUCGAGUGACGAAUCAGGAGCUGAAGACGAAAGUGAAGAGGAAAGUGGAUCUGAAACUGAGAGAAGGACGAGAAGAUCGAGAGUCGAGCGACGAAGGCCGGGAGGUCGAAGCAGCGGCACAUCCUCAGGUAGGGUCACCACGAGUGUCUCUUCUCUUUUAUUUGAAGCAGAGGAACGUUGUCCUAGCUCACCAGUCGAACAGAGCUGGAUACACCAACGUCAAGUUUUAGGAUCGUUCAUUCCUUACAUUCCGACAUGGAAGCGGUUUUUUGUUGUUUGUUACAAGGAUGUCAACAUGGAAACUAAAAAUAGCUUUUUAUUUUUAUUUAAUUAGCUGGGUUUGUACAUGGAAACAAAGUUCAGUCGUUUGAUUCUACUUUUAGUUCAUUUGACGUAAACGCUCAAAUGUAUUUUAUACUUUCAUCACAUUUUUCUGGAUCGUUGCUGCGUCCCGGGUGGCCAUCGCGAAUUCCAUGUCUUUCGGCCGCCUUUCGUCUUAUUCACUGUGGUGGUUUUGUGACCUUGAGAGGAAAGAAAACUCCACAGAGAGGCUAUGCUGCGGCUAGCUUCCAUGAGGAGACAGAAACGUCUUGCUGGCCAUUUCUUCACCGAAUCCAAGAGAUGUACACCUGGGAACCGAGAAGGAAAUAUGUGAUUGCAAAUGGGUGUUUGAUUUAUGCAUCGCUAUCCAUUGUUGAACAAGCAACAGACUGUCUACGAGCUUGCUGCGUCACAUUUCGAUUCAAAGUCUCUUCGUCCAAGUCGAUUUCAUGUCAAACCUAAAAAUUCGCAUGUUUGAUUGGCAUUGAGCCGCUUACAAAACACCUUUAUUCGUUAGACGCAUCCAUUCAAAUGGGUGAAGAAGUGCUUUCGGUGAUCGAUGCGCAGACGGACACAAAUCGUGUGUGUGUGUGUGUAUGUGAACCUCGCUCUUUGCUCCAACGUCUGCGGAGAGAGCUGUGUGUCCACUUCUCGGGUGCAUACAGGGUUUUGUCCUGCCGCUUUCGUAUCGGCGGUCGCUCCCGUCUUUUGUGUGUUUUCUUUGUCCGAUUCUCCCAUUGCAUGUCGCGGAGGUAUCCGCGCGGCUUCUUGGUCUCUUCGUCUCUUUCAGCUGAAAACGAAACAGAGUCUGAGAGUGAACAGAGUGAGGCUGCAGGCGAACGGAGUUCUGAGGAAGAGGAAGAGCCUCAGCAGAUUCCCUGUUACCGGCCUAAACUUCGAAGACACGAUCCCGCGACGGUUCGCAAGCGCGUGCACCAGAGCAGGAAGAAGAAGGCAAGGCAAAUGAGGAAUGCAGGACGGAACAAGAAUCCAGAACGGAUGAAAGCAAAGAUGGAAGUGAAGAGUUACUGCUAACGCGGUGUCAAGCUGUGCAUGUGCACCGAAGCGUCGAGCCCCUCCCCCUCCCGAAUCUUUCCACUCUUCGGUGCAGCGCCGUGACGACUGUGUGGACGUUCUCUAAGCAGGUGUGUGUGACUUCGGCAUCUCAAAACAGAAACAGUUCAUCGAAGUGUAAUAACGCUACACCGCCGCGCUGCUUUUCAAAGCUUUGGUCAGUGGUACUUUUUUUGAACACCCGAGACUGCCCUUUGUCUAGCGACGGACGAACACCAACCCGAAAGCUGCCCGAAAUGCACUGAACACUUCUGCAGAGAAAGGGUGGUUGAACGAGUGUCGGAAGGACAUGUGUGUCGUUGAAGAAUUGAUGAUCGG
This is a messenger RNA of Toxoplasma gondii ME49, 4036 nucleotides long. RefSeq names its product RIO1 family protein. Lineage: Eukaryota; Apicomplexa; Conoidasida; Eucoccidiorida; Sarcocystidae. Gene Ontology annotation, cellular component: preribosome, small subunit precursor; cytosol. Gene Ontology annotation, molecular function: ATP binding; protein serine/threonine kinase activity. The coding region runs from base 1137 to 2657 and encodes 506 amino acids. The transcript has 7 exons. The record is from RefSeq and is a predicted model, not a curated record. Gene Ontology annotation, biological process: maturation of SSU-rRNA; protein phosphorylation.